AUGUCACCGGAUUAUGGCAGAUGCAAUGUGGUUACAUGUGUUAUAGCUCCGUUGAGUCCAUCACCCAUAAUAGAUUUUGGUCCACGCUUAGGUUAUUUUCACGACGACGAUUCUGAAUUCCUCGACAAGUGGGACGUCAAUGAAUUGGCCCUAGUAAAGGAGCGUUUGUUUGAACAAGUUGUAUCGCACGAGCCUAUCCAAACGAUAUGCGGAGGUAUUUCUUGCCAGAUGACCAGAGCUUUGGGAAAGCAGGAACUAGCUAGCAGUAGCGCUUAUCUGCAUACUGAUUUCUGGUACAUAGGAGGAGCUACAGUUUCGCCGGAACAUAAAGACUUCAGGACAGACUAG
Messenger RNA from Auanema sp. JU1783, 348 nucleotides. The record is from the annotation of a GenBank genome assembly. Lineage: Eukaryota; Metazoa; Nematoda; Chromadorea; Rhabditida; Rhabditidae.